AUGAAGGAGAAUGACAUGAAUAAUGGCGUUGAUAAAUGGGUAGCUGAGGAGGAUGGUCGAAACGAUCACCAUAACAAUAGUAACUUGAUGAAAAAAGCCAUGAUGAACAAUGAGCAAAUUGACAGGACACAGGAUAUCGAUAAUGCUAAAGAGAUGUUGAGGAAGAUAUCAAGUGAAAGCUGCUCGCGCAGAAACUCCCUGUUGAACAAGGAUUCACCCCUCGCGAACGGCAAUGUGGGUAGUGGCGGUGGUACAAGCAUUAAUGGCACGAGAGGAAGUUCCAAGAGUAGCAAUACACAUUUCCAGUAUGCCUCCACGGCGUAUGGUGUAAGAAUGUUGAGCAAAGACAUUUCCAACACCAAGGUGGAGCUCGAUGUGGAAAAUUUAAUGAUUGUUACGAAACUCAAUGAUGUGUCACUUUAUUUCUUAACGAGAGAAUUGGUGGAAUGGGUAUUGGUACAUUUCCCCCGUGUGACUGUUUAUGUGGAUUCUGAGCUGAAAAAUAGCAAAAAAUUUGCCGCUGGUGAACUAUGUGAAGACAGUAAAUGUAGAGAAUCAAGGAUCAAGUACUGGACAAAGGAUUUCAUCAGGGAACAUGACGUUUUCUUCGAUUUAGUGGUGACUUUGGGUGGUGAUGGUACUGUGCUUUUUGUAAGCUCCAUUUUUCAAAGGCACGUGCCACCCGUUAUGUCGUUUUCGUUAGGAUCUCUAGGAUUUUUAACAAACUUUAAAUUUGAACACUUCAGGGAAGAUUUACCCCGGAUUAUGAAUCACAAAAUCAAGACAAAUUUACGGUUAAGAUUGGAAUGCACCAUUUAUCGUAGACACCGCCCUGAAGUAGACCCAAGCACGGGGAAGAAAAUAUGCGUGGUGGAAAAACUAAGCACACACCACAUUUUGAACGAAGUAACUAUUGAUCGUGGUCCGAGUCCUUUCCUGUCUAUGUUAGAAUUGUACGGUGACGGCUCAUUAAUGACCGUUGCGCAGGCUGAUGGGCUGAUUGCUGCUACCCCAACGGGAUCUACGGCCUAUUCUUUGAGUGCCGGGGGGUCAUUGGUAUGCCCAACCGUUAAUGCAAUUGCAUUAACGCCCAUUUGUCCACAUGCAUUGAGUUUUAGGCCUAUAAUCCUGCCAGAGAGCAUAAACCUAAAAGUAAAAGUUUCGAUGAAGUCAAGGGCUCCAGCAUGGGCGGCAUUUGAUGGUAAAGAUAGAAUCGAACUGCAAAAAGGUGAUUUCAUAACAAUAUGCGCUAGCCCAUAUGCUUUCCCCACUGUGGAAGCCUCACCUGAUGAGUUUAUUAACAGUAUCAGUCGACAGCUGAACUGGAACGUGAGGGAACAACAAAAGUCCUUCACGCAUAUUCUGUCCCAAAAAAAUCAAGAAAAGUAUGCACAUGAGGCAAACAAAGUCAAAAAUCAAGCGGAACCUUUGGAAGUGAUAAGAGAUAAACAGUCACUGAGAGCUGAUGCCAGUAAGGAAAACAACAACGGGAGUGACGAUGAAAGCGACGAUGAGAGUGAAAACUGCGAAGCUUGCAAAUUAAAGCCUUCCAGCGUCGCAAAACCCUCUCAGGCAAGGUUCUCAGUUUAA
Saccharomyces paradoxus is the source of this 1590-nucleotide messenger RNA. It is a transcript of the gene UTR1, whose product is annotated as NADH/NAD(+) kinase. NCBI's taxonomy places the organism in Eukaryota, Fungi, Ascomycota, Saccharomycetes, Saccharomycetales, Saccharomycetaceae. The record is from RefSeq and is a predicted model, not a curated record. Gene Ontology annotation, molecular function: NAD+ kinase activity. The coding region runs from base 1 to 1590 and encodes 529 amino acids. The transcript has a single exon. Gene Ontology annotation, biological process: NADP+ biosynthetic process; NAD+ metabolic process.